AUGCCUACUUUCUGCUCUCUACCCUCCCAUUUGGCCAUGAUGCCUUUCGAUCCGCUUUUGGGGUAUCGUUCUCAUGAAAGUCGUGACAGGUUGUCUUGGCCGCAGUCAGUCCUUCAAUCCGAUCCCUCCGCCACUAUCACUCGAACGCGCUCAUGUCCUGCCUUCGGCACAUUCAAGAUAUCAGCCUCCCCAACGCUUUCAGCUGACCUUCGAGCGUUGGACUCUGCGUCUCCGCUUCCUAUACUAUUCUCGGGAACUAUUCAAACACUUUCCCCGUUCCGUCUGUCUCAAUGGAAUGGCCGUCCUACGAUCGUGAUCGAACUUCGGCCCUCGCUUCCUAGCGUUCGCACCCAAUAG
Molecule: messenger RNA, 357 nt
Organism: Somion occarium
Lineage: Eukaryota; Fungi; Basidiomycota; Agaricomycetes; Polyporales; Cerrenaceae
Source: the annotation of a GenBank genome assembly